AUGUCGUGGGACGAUCUCCCCAUUGAAAUCCACCGACUCAUCUUCGAGCAUCUUGCCCCCAAUUUUGCCGUUGCCACUUCGAAUAAACAAAACUUGCAGAAGAUAUUCCUUGUCUCGAAGAGCUGGAACGAGCUACUUCGAGAAGCAUUCAUGCAAAACAAUACCGUUGAAACACUUAUAACUGAGGCACAUGCAUCCCCAGGCCUUAUCCUCGAAUCAUUACGCAGGACCGCGCAGAAAGAACAUCUACACCCGGGACAGACACAGAGCGAAAGAGCGCGACACCGCCUAAACACUCUCCUAAUAACAUGCACAACACCAACCCCCUACCCAGCUGCAAUGUCCUACCUUCUCUCACUCGGUGCUGAUCCAUCUACAACCGACAAGGGAGUGCCUCUCCUCUCCCUGACCUUAGUGACGAGCGAUUUAGAUGCUGUCAAAGCUCUAUUAGAGUAUAAACCGCAGCUCGAAGACAUGAGUGACUCAGACAGUUAUGAGUCCGAAUUACGGAGUAACACGCCGCUGGGGUACGCGAUCCUUGUAUGGAAGGUUGAGAUUGCCGAGGCUUUGUUGAAGGCUGGUGCGAGUCUGGAUAUUAUACUCAACUGGUAUCACGGAUAUGACGAUCCGUGGGAGUAUAUUAGCUAUAUGAAGGGGACUGAAAUGAUGGCAAUGAUGAGGGUUUUGCUUGAUAAUGGGGGUGUGGACUUGUGGAGGGAGAAGAGACGGGAGGAGACUGAGAGCGGCGAGCACCCGCUCGGAUUUGCUGUUGACUGUGACAAUGUUCAGAUCGCGCAGCUAUUCCUAGAAAAGGGGUUUAGGCCGCAUGAUGAGGGGGAUACAAAGAGGGUUGUUGGGCUGGCGCAGAGCGAGGAGAUGAGAGCGUUAUUGAAGGGGUAUUUCCCUGAGAUUUGA
Aspergillus calidoustus is the source of this 915-nucleotide messenger RNA. NCBI's taxonomy places the organism in Eukaryota, Fungi, Ascomycota, Eurotiomycetes, Eurotiales, Aspergillaceae. The record is from the annotation of a GenBank genome assembly.